CACAUAUAAAAUCAAAUUAUUUGUUUGAAGCAUUCAUGCUAUUUAAGUCUCUUAACAUUUAUAAAAUUUAGUUUGCGUUAAAAACGGUUUUCAUGCGACUUUAUAUGUAGAGAAAAUUAAAUGUAAAGAAGGAUUUAUUGAACUCAUUUUAAUCAUGGAGGAACGCGUUACCUCAGUAAUGCGUGUCAUACACGCGAUGGAGGAGCUGGACCACAGUGAACUAACACGUGGCAACGUGAAGGCAGCGACACGUGCGGUGGAAAGCAUGCAUAAUGAAAUAAGAAAACACAAUGGUGAGAAUGCAAAAACUGAUUCCUUUUCCAAACUAUUAUCAAUGGCUGAACGGGGCAAUUGGACAGAACUACGGAACGCCAGGAGCAAUGGCCUGAUGCCUGCUGCAAGGAAAGAACUAGACGACAUGGUUGCCUUCUUUGUAAAGAAACCAGCAUCGGAAACCCCAAUAGUUGUAGACAGACCGUCAAAAGGAAACACACCACUUGAUAGGGGUUAUCCACCACAACAUACAGAGGAGAGUGAGCGAGCAUACAAUCGACGCCGGGCAGAGAGCCAGUUUGAACACAGGGAUCGACGGACAGUAGAGCCAAGUUGGUCGUCCACUCCAUCGGAUUACGACAGAUAUGAAUUAAGACGACGGGAUGAUCCGAAACAAGUCAGCGCUCAACUUAGUCAACUUGCAUCUGAAAGACUGCGCAAUGGUAAGGCGACCGAUUUGGAAGAUGUUACAAGUCCAAAGCACGUGGCGGAUAUGUUCACCGACCUGUACAACAGAGAAUGGACUGCAGCCUACGAGGAACUCCAGCAGAUAUACAGGGAUCCAACAGAAACCAUCCAACAUCUCACAAAGAUAACUAAGAGUGCGUAUGAUUACUGCGAGAAAACCGCGGAAAGACAGAUGGUUAACAUUUUGAUGCACACAGAAAAUGAAAUGCUUUACCCAAACAUUUCACAGCAGUCUAGGGCCGCACUGGAGGCUCAAGUUCGACCUGAUCGUCACCUGAUUGCUAUUGUUCGGGAAAGUGAUGCAGUUCUGAGAGAUUUCAGAAAAUAUGCUGCUGUAGCCUCAUUACCUGUUGUCAAAUGGUUAUUCUACGAAGACGUCCUUAAAACUAUUCAUCCAGCUCAACGUCCAACAAACUCACAAGUAGCUUUCAUUGAUCGAUGUAUAGAGGUGUGUUGGAUGAUGUGUAUCCAGGCAACACCGAUGCAUCUGGAGUUCUGUAAUAAAGGAGACAGACCAACUAGUAUAUUCAAACCUUUCACAAGGUCAGGGAACGCAGUUCAAAACUGCGUCUGGCCGGCGUUGUUCUUGCAUAAAGACGGACCAUUGAUGGAGAAAGGCGUGGCACACCUGCAUUGAAGUAAAACACUUUCUAAGACUGUACCGGAUUCCUAUAAUAGAAUAGGUUUUCCUCUCUAUGUGAUGAGAAACAGUAUGUUCAGUACGAUAUGUGCUUUUAAGUCUGUUCUUAAGGACUUUAAAUGUUAAAUAUUUUGCUUACAUGAAAUAAACACUUCCGUUUUUCUAUAUGUUAUCCUAUGUAAUACAACCAAAAUUGCACUAAAUAUCACAUGACAGAGACCCCAUUGAUAUCAGACAUCGAGUUUCAUUUAAAAAAGUAAAGAAAGAAUCAGGUUAUUUAUAUUUUAACUCCAUCAGUGUAUAAAGUGUACAUUCCGACAUUUAAAAACACAGUCUUUAUUAACAAUUUCAUUCUACUAGUAAAUUCAAUGAACUAAAAUGGUUCUAGGUCUUUUUUUUUUCAUUCAGCAUAUAUAUUCUAUCAUGUACAUUGUAUCAUGCAAAUAAACCAGUUCUGUAUUUGA
Messenger RNA from Mercenaria mercenaria, 1845 nucleotides. RefSeq lists its product as uncharacterized. NCBI's taxonomy places the organism in Eukaryota, Metazoa, Mollusca, Bivalvia, Venerida, Veneridae. The record is from RefSeq and is a predicted model, not a curated record. Bases 155 to 1378 code for a protein of 407 amino acids. The transcript is spliced from 8 exons.